UUUCUUUUGUUUAACACUGCGGUACCGGAAUAAUAGAUGUCUUUUGGGUUGUAGCAUCGUGUAAUGCUGCUUCCACCUUCAGUUCAAUGACGUAUUAAAAGCGGCUUUUAAUCAUCUACCAGACUGCACCUCACUAUAUCUACGCUGCAACCCAGAAGACAGCCAUCUUACAUCAAGAUAUUAAUAGCAUUUCAGAAAUUUAUCGCAUUGUAUCUGCUUCAUCAGUAUGUAUAACACCAUAUAAAGAUUGUGACAUUGCCUGAAUUGACUGAAUUGGACAGAGCCACAGCAUUAAUGACUGAGAAUAGAGGAGAUGGUUCAGGAUCGGGGACCGAAUCUGAUUCAGAUGACACAAUACCAGAGCUUGAGGAGCCUGGAACUGGCCAGACUUCUGGUGUCUUCCCAGGAGCUACUGCAGCUGGAUUGCCCAUGGAUAUGGUCAGCAAAGCUAAGCAGAGUAGUGGUGAGAAGAAAGCCUGCAAGAUUAUGUCAAAGUUAGGACUGAAACCAAUUGAAGACUUGAAUCAACAAGCGCAGGUGGCAGCUGCAGAGAAAUUUAAGGCUCCAGAAGUUUCACAAGCAGCUGAGGCAGGAGGCAGCACAGCGGUGACCCCGGCCACGACCCUAUACGACGGAGUUCUUCCCAUGUACAAGAAGAGACGUGGUUCAAGUGCAUUGCACAGAGAAUUGUACGUCAUCAGAGUGGCUUCGUUCCUCUUCGCGCAGGGCCUCUAUAAGUCGGAGGAAUUCCAUCUGGCUUCAAACGUCGACUUCGCUGAGGACUUUGAUGACGUGGUAUUUAAGUAUAGAUUGAAAGGACAGGAUAUUUGUAAGACGUGUUUCAUACAGCUUAAACAUAAGGAAACCAAAAAUUUUGCAAUUCCGCGCACCAGCCUCUUACACCUGUCUGGAGAUUUCAGUUUGUUAAAAUAUUUUGCAUCAUACUGUCAAAUUAAACGAAACGUUUCUAAAGACAGUAAUCUGAAAAUGUAUGGUUCAUUUGUUGACUUCGAGUUUAUAAUUUACACUAAUGCCAGGCUGAAUAGCAAACGUGUACAUGGAGACGACAGUGGUCCAUUAAGCAUAUUGAGAUCAGGGCCAAAUAACGGGAAAUAUGUAACUUUCAAUGAGAGAAAUGAUGAAGAUAUUUUCCACUUCUUUAAAAAACUGAAACAGUAUUAUAGAUUACCUCCGGAACUCAAAUAUCUGGAGACCUGUGAUUUUUCAUUAGACGAAGAAUUCUUGCAGAAAGUGAAAAUAUUUCAGUGCCAGGCAAAUGAAAGUUCCUUGGAGAAAUUAAUUAAGAAAAAGCUUGAGAAAGCUUUUCAUACAUCAUCUUCAGGCAUAAAUUCCAUCUACGAAAAGCUUGAAAGAUAUGUGACUCAGUGGUGGAAACAAAAUCCCAAAGCAAAUUGGCUCAGUGAAAGUUCGCGUUUCUGGCAAACAAUCAGACAGCAUUGGAUUCAGAAGAUAAAGGAAUUAUCGAAAAUAGACGUUCAAGAAUCCAUUGAAUAUGGCAUGAGAUUCACUGAACAACAUGUGCAACCACUGUCUGAAGCCUUGCAAUGCAACAAAUUAUUAAAAGUCAUUACCAAAAAAAAUUGUGGCACUUUAUCCAAAUUGAAAAUAUAUCAGGCUCUUAAUUCUUUAGGCCAAGAAAAUUCAUUAUUUAUUAGUUUAAAAACUUUAAUGGAUCCAUGUGUAGAGAUUCUUGAAUUCUGGCCAUGCAAGUGGAGUUCUGUCUUGGUCAUUGACUGUAAGGAAGGAUCUGAUGAUGAAAAAAUUUUGGCCAAAAUUUUUACUGGCAUAUUGGAUCUUUCUCACAAAAAGUGUGUUGUAAUUUCACGACAUAAACACCCACAUUUGGCUUUUCAAUUUCAACAGAAACCAGUAAAAGUGUACGCGGAAUACGAAGAUGAAUGCAAUUUCUUUGACUUGGAUAAUAUAUCACAGGAAAUUGUAUUGAAAAGAACUGUUGAUUUAUAAGGAAUGGAGGUCCCUUUAGAGGCACUGAUAGAUAAAGACCCUCUUGAAGAUAUAAAGCAGAGUAUAAACUUACAAGUAUUGUGUUUAUUGUUGGGCAGGGAACAGAAUAUGUCUAUUGGUAG
Molecule: messenger RNA, 2108 nt
Organism: Zootermopsis nevadensis
Lineage: Eukaryota; Metazoa; Arthropoda; Insecta; Blattodea; Termopsidae
Source: RefSeq, a predicted model, not a curated record